This is a messenger RNA of Fusarium vanettenii 77-13-4, 750 nucleotides long. RefSeq lists its product as uncharacterized. The transcript has 3 exons. Lineage: Eukaryota; Fungi; Ascomycota; Sordariomycetes; Hypocreales; Nectriaceae. The record is from RefSeq and is a predicted model, not a curated record. The annotation marks the transcript as partial.
GAGUUCUUUGAACUCAGCUGGUCGAUCCUCUUCACAGUCUGCAUGGGAAAUGUCUUCUUUGGGUUUCUUGUUUGUGGUAUUACGAGGUUUACCCCUCUAGCUCUUGUGCCCAUCAUCACAUCUGCAGCUGGAGCCAUUGCAAAUGGCCUCUGUUACUACGCCAACUAUGGGAAUCACCCACCGAUUCCCACAGCCGUCGUGUCCACUCUCGGGGACAUUCUCUGGCCGAUUCAAGAAGUGGGAUUGCUUGGGUACAGCUACAUGAUCCUUCAGCAGCUUCUAACAGGAAGCCGUCGACGAGUAUUCCAAGGACUUUUCUGGAGCUUCAUCGGAGUCAUCGUCGUGGUCCGUGUUGUCAUCAUUGUCUUCAGAGUGCAGUACAUCCUGCACGGCAACGCGAGUCAUCUCGUCACCGUCAACUACGUCCACAUUGGAUACUUUGGCUCCAUCGCCAUCCUUGAGUGCAUCAGCGCCUAUUUCCUCAUCACGACUCUGGUUGCCGCUGAGCGCGCAUCUCUUCAGGCUGCGCUGCGAGUUGGUCUCUUCAGGUACCUGGCGCGAAGCACAGAAAUUCGAGUGGCUCUUCUUGCAGUCCAGGGUGUUUUCCGAACAGUUACCCAUGCCAUCAAGACUCCGGGACAGCAGGUGGCCAACAUUGGAAGCCAGCUUGAUCGGUUUGCCUACGCUCUCCUCUGCCUCUUCCCUGUCGUCUUAUACAUCGAUCUGCUGGCUUCGAAAUUGAAGUCAAAC